Messenger RNA from Drosophila albomicans, 2067 nucleotides. RefSeq names its product xaa-Pro aminopeptidase ApepP (gene ApepP). The coding region runs from base 131 to 1972 and encodes 613 amino acids. Lineage: Eukaryota; Metazoa; Arthropoda; Insecta; Diptera; Drosophilidae. The record is from RefSeq and is a predicted model, not a curated record. Gene Ontology annotation, molecular function: metalloaminopeptidase activity. The transcript is spliced from 2 exons.
AAAACAAAGAGAAAAGUCAGCUGCAAAAUUGCCAAAUCAGAGUUUAUUUUAUGACUGCCGGUUUGAAACAACGCUUUUAGAUUAGUGGAGAAAACUGGCGCACAAAUUCAGUACAUCGUUCAAAACCAUCAUGACACAAGCGGCCACAACGCAAAAAUUAUCGAAAUUGCGCGAGCUGAUGCAGCGCGCCUCGACUGCACCAGAAGCAUCAGGAAUAUGCGCAUAUGUGGUGCCCUCGGAUGACGCCCACCAGAGCGAAUAUCAGUGUGCACACGAUGAACGACGUGCCUUCAUUAGCGGCUUUACGGGAUCGGCGGGAACGGCGGUCAUAACGAAUGAUAAGGCACUGCUCUGGACGGAUGGACGGUAUUAUCAGCAGGCGGAGAAGGAGCUCGAUAGUAAUUGGACUUUGAUGCGAGAUGGAUUGGCCACAACUCCAUCGAUUGGCGCCUGGCUAGGCAAGAAUUUGGCCAAGGGCAGCGCUGUUGGCGUUGACCCACGUCUCUUCUCCUUCCGAUUGGGCAAGACCAUAGAGAAGGAUUUGAAUGCAGCAGAAUGCAAUUUGGUGGGCAUCGAAAGCAACUUAAUUGAUGAUGUUUGGGGUGACGAUCAACCGGCUCGCACCUCAAACAAAAUCAUAACGCUGCAGCUGCGCUUCUCUGGCAAAACGAUCGCCCAAAAAUGGGAUGAAGUUCGUCAGCAGAUGACGGUGCAAAAUGCUAGUGCUCUUAUCGUUAGUGCUCUGGACGAGAUCGCUUGGUUUUUGAAUUUGCGUGGCUCCGACAUCGAUUAUAAUCCAGUAUUUUUCGCCUACAUGAUCAUUACCCAUGACGAUGUUGUGCUCUUCGUGGAUGGCCAAAAAUUGCCGGAUAACAUUAAGGAGCAUCUAAGCGAAAACAAUGUGCAGAUCACCGUACAGCCCUACGAGGCUAUUGGUGAUGGUGUCCGGAAAAUUGCUUCUAAUGCCAAGGGCAAAAUAUGGAUAUCAUCGACAAGCAGUUUGUAUUUGAAUUCGCUUGUACCAAAGUCAUUGCGGCAUCAGGAGAUCACGCCCAUUGCUUUGCUCAAGGCAAUUAAAAACCAGCAGGAGAUCGAAGGAUUCAUUAAUAGCCAUAUACGCGAUGGUGUUGCACUAUGCCAGUACUUUGCCUGGCUGGAGGAUGCUGUGCAGAAAGGUCAGCCGGUAGAUGAGAUGUCCGGUGCCGACAAAUUGGAAUCGUUUCGCAAGACCAAGGAUCAUUACAUGGGCCUCAGCUUUACCACAAUUAGUUCAUCGGGUCCAAAUGGUUCGGUGAUUCACUAUCACCCGGCAAAGGAGACCAAUCGUCCAAUCAACGAUAAAGAGGUUUACUUAUGCGAUUCGGGCGCUCAGUAUAUAGAUGGCACAACCGAUGUAACAAGAACCCUACACUUUGGCCAACCUACGGACUUUCAAAAGGAGACUUACACCCGUGUGCUAAAGGGUCAAUUGGCACUCGGUUCGACGGUAUUUCCCACCAAGAUUAAGGGUCAAGUUUUAGAUGUACUGGCUAGAAAAUCUCUAUGGGACAUUGGUUUGGACUACGGUCAUGGAACUGGUCAUGGUGUUGGGCAUUUUCUCAAUGUCCACGAGGGUCCAAUGGGAGUUGGUUUCCGUCUAAUGCCCGACGAUCCUGGCCUUCAACAAAACAUGUUUAUUUCAAACGAACCUGGAUUCUACAAGGAUGGCGAGUUUGGCAUUCGCAUCGAGGACAUUGUACAAAUUGUGCCUGCCCAGGUGAAGUACAAUUUUGCUGAUCGCGGUGCACUCACUUUUAAAACAGUUACCAUGUGCCCCAAGCAAACAAAGAUGAUUAUUAAGGAUCUGCUUACCGAACAGGAGAUUAAAUUGCUUAAUGAUUAUCAUAAGCUGGUUUGGGAGACACUUUCUCCGCUCUUGUCGCAGGAUGCCUUCACUCUAAAUUGGCUUCAAAAAGAAACCAAAGCCUUAUAAUAAUCAUUAUUCAUCUAUGCAUUUUAUCAUUUAAUAUUUGUAUUGCAGAAACACAAUGUUCAGUAACCGAAUUUGUUUAAUCUGAUUAAAUCAUA